Molecule: messenger RNA, 2030 nt
Organism: Scomber japonicus (chub mackerel)
Lineage: Eukaryota; Metazoa; Chordata; Actinopteri; Scombriformes; Scombridae
Gene: slc28a1
Product: solute carrier family 28 member 1
Exons: 18
Coding region: 42-1991 (649 amino acids)
Biological process (GO): nucleoside transmembrane transport
Cellular component (GO): membrane
Molecular function (GO): nucleoside:sodium symporter activity
Source: RefSeq, a predicted model, not a curated record
UACAACACAGCAUUUGACAGCCGGGUUUAGGAGGACGCACAAUGAUGGAAACCAACGGUAUCCAGCUCAAAAGUGCAAACCACGCCAACGAAAAUGGCGUGGACAACCCAGCUUUUGACAUAGAGGAGGACAACAUGACGGACUGUAGCAGUGUCAAAGGGCAGACUAAAAAGACAAAAAAGGGUUUGGGAUCAUACCUGAGCCAAGUUUCCAAGCCGAUUAAUGCCACAGAGGAUUACAUCAAGACUCACUUAAAAACCUUCAAAUACAUUGUGCUGGGAAUACUUGGAGCAGGUUAUGUGGCAUACUUCAUUGCAGCCUGUGUAUUGGAUUUCCAGAGGGCCAUCGCUCUUGUGGUCCUCACCAGUUUGGCUGUUGUUGUACAAUCUUAUCAACUUUUGAAGACAUACAAGGGAGAAAGCAUCAGUCAGUGUUUCAGACCUGCAGUACGAUGCUUUAAAUCUAACUUCAAAUGGAUAAAAUGUGUUUUCAACUUUAUUGUUGUGGCCCUGCUUGUUUUUUGGCUCGUCUGGGACACGAACACACGUCCUGAGCAGCUCAUUUCAUUUGGAGGUGUGUGCAUGUUCGUUGUGCUUUUGUUCAUCUUCUCAGCACAUAGGACAGCGGUGUCAUGGAGGCCCGUCUUCUGGGGUCUCGGGAUGCAGUUCUGUAUUGGCCUUUUUGUUAUAAGAACAGAGCCUGGACUUAUAGCUUUCGAAUGGCUUGGAAGACAAGUACAGAUAUUCCUCGACUACACCAAAGAAGGCUCAGGAUUUGUUUUUGGGGAUCUGAUCGGAGACAUUUUUGCCUUUCAAGCUUUGCCCAUUGUUGUGUUCUUCAGCAGUGUGAUGUCAGUCCUUUACUUUUUGGGCAUAAUGCAGUGGCUCAUUCUGAAGAUCUCAUGGCUUAUGCAGAUAACAAUGGGAACCUCUCCCACUGAGACCUUGAGUGUUGCAGGCAAUAUAUUUGUUGGGCAGACUGAGGCGCCGCUGCUGAUUCGCCCCUAUUUACAAGACAUGACCAAAUCUGAGAUCCAUGCUGUAAUGACUGGAGGAUUUGCCACAAUUGCAGGCAGUGUCAUGGGGGCAUUCAUCUCAUUUGGGAUUGAUGCAUCUUCCUUGAUAUCAGCCUCUGUUAUGGCUGCUCCCUGCGCAUUGGCCAUCUCCAAGCUGUCUUACCCAGAGACAGAGGAAAGUCCUUUCAAGUCAGAUCAGAAUAUCAAAGUGUCCUGUGGUGAUGAACGGAACAUUUUGGAGGCUGCCAGCAGUGGAGCGUCUGCCUCAAUAGGUCUUGUUGCUAACAUUGCAGCAAACUUGAUAGCCUUUCUCGCCAUCCUCGCGUUCAUAAAUCAAGCUUUGAGCUGGUUUGGAGGUAUGGUGGGAUAUCCUGGUCUCACAUUUGAGUUAAUUUGCUCUUAUGUGUUCAUGCCUGUGGCUUUCAUGAUGGGAAUACCAUAUGAGGAGAGUUUCAUCAUUGCUGAACUAAUUGGCACAAAGCUCUUCCUCAAUGAGUUUGUGGCUUAUGAGAAAUUGUCUGAAAUGAAGAACAACAGACUAAAUGGACUUGACGGAAAAACAAUUUCUAUCCGAUCAGAAGUAAUCACCACUUAUGCUCUGUGUGGGUUUGCCAACUUCAGCUCACUGGGAAUUGUGAUUGGAGGCCUUUCGUCUAUAUGCCCAAAUAGAAGAUCUGAUAUCUCGUCUCUGGUGUUGAGAGCUAUGAUCACCGGGACUUGUGUUUCUCUUGUCAAUGCUUGCAUUGCAGGGCUCCUCUUUGUUCCUCCACUUGACUGUGUGGAGCUGUUCAAGGCAUCUGCUUUCAAUGCCACAGAUGCAAACAUAGGAACUUGCUGUAAUGAACUCUUUCAAAGCACUGUAAACAAUGGGACCAUCUCAUUUGAAGGAUCAUGGAGCACAGUAGCAAAUGUCACAGUGUUUUUCUCUAAAUGUUGUCAGUGUUGUGGUCUAUCUGGUGUGUCAGUUUGUAAUUAGAGAAAAAAAUAUCAGUGUUUGUUUUUAAUUCGGCUUUCA